AACGUCGUCUUGUCAUACGUCAAAACAAAAUUAAUACUGCUAUAAGUUAUUUAAUAAUUACUUACUCCCACAUUUUAUUAAAUUAUUUCAUUACAAAGUAAUCAUGUCCUCACGAGUUUUAAGAAAAUUGCAAGGUGAUAAAGACAAAGAAUUAGCAGAUGAAGUAUCUGAUACAGAGACAGAUACUCCUGUAUCUGGAGGAGCAAGAAGAAAACAGUUAAAUAUAAAUCGUUAUGACUUGUUGAAUCAACACUCCCAUUCCGAAAGCGAAGUGAAAGAAGAUGAUAAUGAAACAGAGGCUGCUAAAUCAUGUGAAGGAGGAGAUUCCCAUGACAUAAAAAGGAAAAAGAAAAAGAAGAAGAAAAAAUCUGGAAAACACGUUAACACCCAAAGGAGUAGUGAGGAUAAUGCAGAUAUAGAUGAAGUGGAAAGGUCUGUUAGAGAAGUAAAUAGACUUCUGGGAGAAAAUUAUAUUCCGAAAGUUGCAACUCCUACUAAUGUUAAACAUGACAAAUCAACUCACAGACGAAACAUCUUGUCUGUUCAGCACAAACACUUAAAUCCCAAUAAUGAACUGAAAAGGAUAUUUGGAUCUAAAAUAGUUCAAAGUGAACACAAACGUAAAAACCGAGGCGGUGGAAGAGGUCACGUGAAACCAACAACAAUGGUAAACUGUAAGGAAAACUGGCCCCAAGUAGGCAAAUCGGGUCUGUCGAUGAACUAUAUUGAAAACAAAAAUGGAAUACAGUAUUUUGCAUACGAACAUAGUCAGAGUUACAGACAGGUACAAAACAAAUUUUUAGAGGCAGUUGAAAGUUUAAAUCCCGACAAUAUUGUCGCUAUAAUUAAUGAUCAUCCAUACCACGUAGAUGCACUAAUUCAACUUUCCGACCUUUGUAAAUUGAGCGAAGAUUUGGCUAUGGCUGCUGAACUUAUCGAAAGGGCUCUGUAUUGUUUAGAAUAUGCUUUCCACCCAUUAUUUAAUGUUGCACAAGGGAGCUGUCGGUUGGAUUACAAGAGACAGGAAAAUAGGGCCCUAUAUAUCACCAUUUUCAAACACUUGAUGUUCGUCGGGGGAAAGGCUUGUUAUCGGACAUCAUUAGAAUUCUGCAAGUUCCUUUUGUCCCUUGACCCUGAUGGAGAUCCAGUGGCGAUUAAAUUGGCUAUAGACUUUUACGCCAUACGAGCAAGGGAGUAUCAGUGGUUGAUAGAUUUCGUAACGGAAUGGGACGGUAGCAAGAAUCUCUUACAGUUGCCCAACUUUGCAUUCUCCUUGGCAGCUGCGUACUUUUACGUUGGGGACAGCGCAAAAGCCGACGUUUUGCUGCAAGAUGCUUUGCUGAUGUUUCCGGGCGUCUUGAUGCCGCUUCUUGAGAAAUGCUCGGUUCAGAUAGACAACAGGGUGACUUACCAUACUUUCUUUUCGAACGCCAAUGACCAAAAAAAGCAGUCCCCAGCUUUGAAUCAGUUGACCCUUUUAUACAUAAAUAGGAGUUACCACAUAUGGAAAGACAGCGAUCUGUUGCCAUGGCUCGAGAAAAAUGUACACGAAGUACUAGAUAGAGUGGAAAAAGGCGAUCCACUUGUGGAAGACUAUGAAAUGAAAAGGUUAAAAAGAUAUGUCGGACCACUGCCUCAGACCAUAGCGAGACAUAUUUUACUGUCGGAUUUGAAAGGAGUCUCGCCGUUGGCGGAUGAUUCCAGUGGGCCCGUUUUAAGUUUCGACCCUCUUCCUCCUAAGGAUUCCAUAAAUAUUUAUACGAGACCAAAAAGACCCGCUUUGCCAGUUAAUAAUUCAAACCCCUUGGGCAUAUUCUUUAGGUCGAUCUUGCCCAAUUUUAAUCCGUACAACAUUCCUCCAGUUUUAGAAGGCGGUAGAGAAGAAGAGGGCGCAAGGGCAUUAGCUGAAGGCGGAGAUAAUAACGAGGGUGGCGAUUUAAGAAGAAGCGUCGCCUCUUUGGUAGACGCGAUGAGGGACCUACUGAAUAAUAUUCGACCUGAAGUUCCCAACGAUGCGGACGGGGAGGAGAAUGAUGAUUCCGCAGAUGAUGACUUAACAUAGAUGUCUUUUUUUUAUUGUCAGUAUCUGUGAAUUGAAUUUAUUUACUUCCUUAUUGUUAAAUAUAUAAUUACAGAAAUAAAGCUUUAUAUAUCC
Molecule: messenger RNA, 2155 nt
Organism: Anoplophora glabripennis (Asian longhorned beetle)
Lineage: Eukaryota; Metazoa; Arthropoda; Insecta; Coleoptera; Cerambycidae
Product: transcription factor 25
Exons: 8
Coding region: 104-2062 (652 amino acids)
Cellular component (GO): RQC complex
Source: RefSeq, a predicted model, not a curated record